Molecule: messenger RNA, 2264 nt
Organism: Aspergillus steynii IBT 23096
Lineage: Eukaryota; Fungi; Ascomycota; Eurotiomycetes; Eurotiales; Aspergillaceae
Product: Zn(II)2Cys6 transcription factor
Exons: 3
Coding region: 260-2134 (624 amino acids)
Biological process (GO): regulation of DNA-templated transcription
Molecular function (GO): DNA-binding transcription factor activity, RNA polymerase II-specific; zinc ion binding
Source: RefSeq, a predicted model, not a curated record
CUUCGGUCUCCCCGUCCUCUUCGUCCUCUCCAUCUAUCGCCCGGCUAUCGCAUCGUGCCGUCCCACCUUCUGCCGUCACCGCAAGCGAUGCCUGAGUGCUGUCGUCAAGCCCUCCGGACAUCCAAUUGCUCUUGACCCGCAUACCUCUUUCGUCAAGGAUCAUGGCCAGUGUCAUGCUCGAAACCUUGUCGCGAGUUGUAAUUUGGCUGUUCCGGAUCCGAUCCAGAUACAUCACGUUCCAUCCCUCUGACUAAAAGCCAUGACAAAAGGCUGUUACACCUGCCGUCGCCGUCGCAUCAUCUGCGACAAUGGCCUCCCCACCUGUCGAAAGUGCCGGGAUGCGGGGAAAGAAUGUCUGGGGUAUCAGAAGCCCCUCGUCUGGGUCAAGGGGGGUGUGGCUAGUCGAGGAAAGAUGAUGGGUCGCAGCUUUGAUGACGCUAUCUCGAAUCCUCAGAACGAGUCCACCAGCGUUUUGCCGAACAACGACCUGCCGACGUCGGAGGCCGUCUCCACAUCGAAUCCCAACCGCACGGGGCCUGAAUUGACCCAGGAGACAUCGGAUACUGCGCGGGUGAGAAAGCAGGAUAAAAGAGUCACUACGAAAAGAGCGAGCGCUAGUGUCAGCUCUUUCCCGGCGCCCAGAGCUCUGGUUGAUCCGUUAUUCCAAGACCUGAGUCCUUUGACCAGAUUCUACGUUUCUCACUUCAACCAGAAUCUUGUUGGAUAUCUCGCACUGUAUUCCCAUGUGAAUAACCCCUUCCGCCAACUCACCCCCUUAGUUGGAGAAUCCCCUGUUCUCGCCUACGCGCUGGCCGCAACCGGGGCGUUACAUUAUGCAAUCCUCGCAAAUUGCGAUUUCUCGCCUACACCAUGGUCAAAUGGUGGAACAACGUUGGCGGAGACUCAUCUGUCGCCACAAGACAUCGAAAAGGCCGUGGUCAGCUCCAUGUGCCGACGGCCAACUUCAAAAACCUACGAACACUUCCUCGGCUUCAAGCAGCGCACCCUCAAUCAGUUAUCGCGGGACCUGCACGACCCCUCCAAGCGCACAGAUAACAGGACAUUGGCGACGAUCAUGAUUCUUGCACUCAUGGACGCCAUUGAGUCUGGCGAUGGAGCAUGGAAAUAUCACCUCGAGGGGGCCAAACAAUUGUUAUUGAGCCGAGGCCAUGAGAAUAACCCCCUUGCCAAACCAAGCAUUACCGAUUCGCUCGACACGUUUGCCAUCGACGGAUGUCUCCUGAUCCAGCUCAUGGGCUCCACUCUCGCCCGACCAGGCUCUCUCACAAAGCCCUUUUACUCCUCUGAUAUGGGUGCCGGUGUUCUCAAACGUCUAGAAGAAACGUCCUGGGUCGGCUGUCCCGCCUACCUGCUUGAAGUCAUUUUCAUCGUCCAUGCCGGCUGGUGCUCCGACGCCGACUCCGACUCCACGACCAACCACCCAACCAUGAAUUUCCCCUCGGCUUUUCUCCCGGAAGACUCCAAUCCCUUCCAAUCUCCCGGCGCUCUCCUCCGCCACAUCCAAGCCUUCGACCCCGUCGCGUGGGCCCAAGCAAUGCAAACCUGUCUCUACCUGCCCGACCAGACCAUGCGCAUCGCUCUGGCUAGCGUCUACCGCGCCUCUGUCUACCUCUACGCCAGCCGCGUCCUCUCCCGCCCCCGCGCCGGCGCCGCCAUCUCCAACAGCUUCGGCUUGCCCUCAGACCACAGCGCCGUCGCCAAUCGCCUCAUCCAAGAGAUCGUCCUGAUCCCCGUCACCGACCCGCACUUCAAAUGCCUCAUCUGGCCGUCCUUCAUCGCCGGCGCCGAAUGCCGCGAUCCCGCCCAACGACCCAUCCUCCUACAAACUCUCAGCACUCUCUACUACCACAUCACGAGCGUGAACGUGCGCAACGCCGCCUGGGUGCUCAGCCUGAUGUGGCGGAAGCGCGAUGCUAAACGGCAAGAGCAGGGAUACUCAUCCUCCCCUUGUUCUUCCUCUCCCUCUCCUACCUCGACGACAUUAACCUCAACGCCGCCCGACAUAUCCGGGUCUUGUUCCUCUUUCUCUGCUUCUACUACUAAUCACGACGAUGACGAUUUUGAUUGGAUCCAGGAGUUGGAUAGUUCCCGGAUCGAUUGGCUGUUUAUAUAAUGACUACGGUUUCUUUCUCGUUCGUUACUACCUACCCUGCCUAGGUAGGUACUGGAUAAUAAGCUUGUGAAAUCACGGUAUAUGUAUUUGUAUAUAUAAUCACAAUGAACAGUAAACGAUAAAUAUGAAU